This is a messenger RNA of Emiliania huxleyi CCMP1516, 1422 nucleotides long. RefSeq lists its product as hypothetical. The transcript has 5 exons. Lineage: Eukaryota; Haptophyta; Isochrysidales; Noelaerhabdaceae. Bases 96 to 1352 code for a protein of 418 amino acids. The record is from RefSeq and is a predicted model, not a curated record. Gene Ontology annotation, biological process: malate transport.
GCGCCCUUUACACUCGCGCGGCGCAGGUUGCACAUGAUGCGCAUGCACAUGUACAUGUAGCCAUCCCGGGUGGCUUCUCCCGUGCGAGGAGAGCGAUGUCGCGACCGGGCUUCGCGCGGCUCUCCUCCAUCGAGACUCUCGAUCCGGACCGCCUCUCCGAUCGCCACUCCCGGCAGAGUGACACCUCGAGCGGUGCGGAGCAGCUGCGCCGCACACGCUCGCGCUGGCGACGCGUGCGGCUCCUCACUGUGCUGCUUUCCCGCGACUCUCGGCUGAGCCACGUGGUCGUGGGCGAGCGCUACCGCUCCACCGCCCGUCGUUUGCGGCUGAUCCACGCCGCCAAGACCGGCGCCGCGACUCUGCUCGCCGCCUCUGUUUCGCUGAUCGACCCUUUCGAGCGGGCGACCAACGGGACCGGCGUCUGGUGCGUCAUCACGACUCUCAUCGUAAUGCAGUCGCAGACGCUCGGAGGCACCACGCACAAGACAGUCAACCGCGUCAUUGGCACCGUCGCCGCCGCUAUAGCGGCGCUCGCCGCCGGCUUUGUGGCGAAUGUGCUGGAGACCGCGCACCGCAGCCUGGCGGCGGUCUUUGUGGGCGGCUGCGUCUUUGCGGCGACGGGUGCCGCAACUUUCCUGGCGGGCAGCAAAUCGUGGGCGCUGUGGUCCUACGCCUUCUUCCUCACGGCGCUCACCUUUGACUUUCUGCUGCUCCUCGAGUACCGCGACGACUUCACGUCUGGCGUGUACCGCAUCGCGAUGAUCCUCGCCGGCGCCGUCAUCGCCGUCUGCGUCUCCGCAGCGCCGCCAAAGAUCCUCGCACCUGAUGACCUCCUUGAUCGUUCCACGCCUGCGACCACAACAGGCAUCCUCGCGGACAACCUCCUCGACGCCGCCGACGCCGCGCGCCGCGUGGUGGACGCCUUUUGCUCGGGCGCGCGGCUGCACCGCAUCUCCGAGAUCUACGACGACGACUACCCCGAGAUCGAGUGCGACCUGCACGCCUCGUACCAGCAGAUCAUCCACUCCCGGCCGGCGUACGAGGCGGCCGUCUCGGCCGCGUCGUGGGAGGAGUGGGAGCUCAGGCGCGGCGGCGACUGGGAGCCCUUUCGCGACGUCGGCAUCCACAUGCGCCGCUUCGUCUACUCGGUCGACUUGCCUGACGAGGAGGCGCUGUGGAUGGCCACUUUCGUCGCUUUUGUCCGCCAGUCGGCCGACGCGGCGCGGCGCGCCCUCCAGCUCCACCGCAGCACCGACGCGGCGAUGCGCGGGAUCGACGGCGGGGGAACGGCCGCCGGCAUCGCCGAAGCCGGAACGUCUAGUACUGCGGAGGAUGCUGUGGACGCGGUGUGAGACGCUUGUCGGCCUCCAGUUUUUCUCAGCGUUUGUGCUGCAUUUGCUCGUCUGAUAUUGACGACAGUUA